CAUAAAAGAAGAGCUCGUGUACUACGAACUAAAUUACAAAUGUAUUCAUAGUGGUGUUACAAGAAGCAAGUCCAAGGGACUUCGACCAAAACAAAGCACCUACAAACAGAACUGUCCAUUCGUCAUGAAAUUCAGGGUUUCUUCUGAUGGCAACACUUUGGAUUUGGUCUCCUGCGUUGACGAGCACAAUCAUGAUCGAAAUCAGGAGACUCAUUCACUUCUACCUCGACAGCGUCAGCUAGACAUUGAAACCAGAGAAAUGGUGCAGCAUAUGCUGAAAUUGAGGGUCAACAAGAAAUUGCUUCAAGCUGAACUUCUCUCCUCCAAGAAGGUAUUGUUAAAGGACUUGCACAACCUCAAUGCAAAAAAGGAUUCAGAAGACAGUUUACAGGACACAUUGAAGUAUCUUCAGAACAAAGAUGGUAAUAUUGUUGAAAUUGUGAGCAAUGAAGAAAAUCAAUUUCUUGGGUUAUUCUAUCAGGACAUUGAGAUGCAAAGAACUUACUCAACUUAUCCUGAAAUUUUGUUUGUUGAUGCAAUUUACAAAGUUUCCAACUUACGAAUCCCCUUGUACAUUCUUAUUGUAGAGGACGGCAAUGGCAAUUCAGAAAUUGUGGCUCUAAUGUUGCUUGCUUCAGAAGAUGCCCUCACCAUAGAUAAAAUGGUUGAGGUAUUCAAGAAGCAUAAUCCGGCUUGGGAAAAUACAGUCACAAUUAUGACUGACAAAGACUUCCAAGAGAGGAAGUCUUUUAAAAAUGGGUUUCAAAGGGCAGAAAUGUUGAUCUGUUUAUUUCACACAUUAAGAUCAUUUAAAAGAGAAAUCAACUGUGAAAAGAUGGGAAUUUCUAGUGGAGAAAGAGUUCUGUACCAAGAGUAUGCCCAGAAAUUGACCUAUUCUAAAAAUGAGGAUGAAUAUAACUCCAUCUAUGAUGAAAUUAAAAGAUUAAAACUAAUAAAGUUCAUCGAUUACUUCGAAAAAAAUUGGCAUCCAAUAAAAGAAGAAUGGGUCCCAGCUCUUCAGACUGCGGUUAGUUUUGGAAACAGAACAAAUAACCGCUUAGAAUCGAUCAAUUCCAAAGUCAUGCAGGUUGUCCAGCGACAUUCACGGCUUCCAGAUCUUUUCAAAAAUCUUGAAUGUUUGUUGUUGAGUUUGAGAGCAGAGAGAGAUGGAAAAGCUGCUAAAGUUCUCUUGAAAGUUCCUCUAAAUGUUGAUAUUGUGCAUGAAGAUGAGAGUUGUUACUUGCAUGUUCUCACCCCAUAUGCUUUUGGUUUGAUUCAUGAUAGAUUUGCUCUCAAAGAUAAAGUUCAAAUAGUUAGUGAAAUUUCAAUUAGUGAAUUCCAGAUUGCAUCAUCACAAGGACUCCUAACGACUUCAGAGAGUAGAUGUAGCUGCCGAUUCUUCUACUCCUACAAUCUACCUUGCCACCAUGUCUUGCAUGUAAGAGAAAAACUUUCUCUGCCUCUCUUUGACAGUAUUCUUGUCCCACAAAGAUGGACUAAGGAAUUCUAUUUGAACAAUAGUCGUUUGAUGUUAACAGACACCACAAGAAGUCUUGCAGAGGCAGUCAUUACUCAGUCAUCUGUGUCUACGAAGAAAGUUUUGUCACAAAAUGAUAAAUACCGCAUGGCCAUCACAAAAAUUCAGAAAAUAGCUACACUUGCUUCGGAAGUAUCUAGUAGACAGUUUCCUCAAAGGAUGCAAGUUUUAAAUGAUAUAAUUAGACUGUGGGAACUUGAUAAAGAAGUUUCUGUUGUGGAGGUUGAAACCUUUUGUGGCAGUGAGGUUCAUCUUGAUGAAGUGUCUUUUGUGGAUCCACCUGAAGAAACCCAUCAGGAAAAUCUAGAUCAGUCAUCCUUGAUGAGUCACGAACACAUCUUGUUCGACGAAAAUCCAGAGGAGUCAGCAAUGCAGCAAUCCAGCUUAAUCAGCAAUGCACACAUUUUGGACCAUGAUUAUGCUUCGCCUGUUGCAAAAUCAUGUGGCAAGAAGAGUUCAACAAAUACCGGACAAACAAUGAAAAUCAGUCAUGAUAGUAAAGUGUCUGUGGAAAACAACUUUGUUAAAGAAAGUUCAGUUGUAGUUGACAUUGGCAGUUUUAAUGUACACCACAACACAUUUAUAGAAAUUCCUAGUGUGGGUGACCUCAAUGAGGGACUAGGCAUGCCACAAACAAAACUGUCAACAGGUGAAACCCCUGUUCUACCUCUCAUGCCCAAAAAAAUGAAACAGAAGGGCAGGCCAAAGGGUGCUAAUAGUACUGUUAUAGGGCUUCCGAGAAAAAAAGGGAAAUCAAACAGAAUGAUUCCGUUUGAAAGAAAGAAGAGUAGGGAUCGGCAGUUGUUGAUGCUCCAGUGGUUUAUCACACGAGAUAGAGCCUUCCUCGCACUUGACGGACAAGUUGUCGAGAAACAUGAAGUUGAAGUGAAUGAGAAUAAGGUGAGCUCUGGAUGCUUGGACAGUAGAUGUGAAAUAAAAUCUAUAAGAAAGUACUUCACAUCGGACGCGUGGAAAAGUAUUGAAAGUUUGGUAAAAUUCAAAAGAAACAAUCAUCCAUUUUUUUGUUCAGAAUGCAAGUUGGAUUCUUGUGAAGAUAGUGUAUCAUGCAGUGGUUGUUUGGAGAACUUUCAUCUUAGGUGUAGUGGAGUGAAAGUUCUCUCCAAAUCUAAGAAAUGGUACUGUAGGCGUUGCUAUAGUCAGCAUGCAAGCACUGAAGUUUAAGACGAGAGCCCACGGAGCAACUGUUUUGCAACAACAGUUGCUAAACGAUUGCGCUUGCAACAACCAGUUUCCAAUCAAAACUAAACCUCUAGCCGUACACAGAUAGUUGGUUUUGUAGAUCAGUUUCAUUCAAUUUGCAAUAUUCAAUACAUCGUUUGGUGAAUUUUACCAUGUCAGAUCAAAAUGAGGAAUAUAUUGUUGAUUAUCAUCAAUACUGCAUGUAUUAUGUAAAAUGUUGAAUAAGUAUACUGUAAAUUAAUGGUAUACUAGUAUAUUAAUUACCUUGGUAUGUAGAAGGCUGCAUCUUUUCAGGUGAUUGGCGACCUAAGUAUAAAGUUAUAAAAACAAAAUGAAAUCAUGUAGUACCCUUUUUAUUUGAAACGUUUCAAAGACUAUUUUCGGCCUACUUUGGCCAUUUUCAAGUUUAAAUGUAAAAAUAAACAAGUUGAUACUAGAUAAUAUAUGUUAUGCUUAUUUUCAUAUGAUUUAUUAAUUAAUUAUUCGUUAUUUCAUGGUUAAAAUGAUUUAUUGUUAAUCAUAUUAUUUACUUUAAAUUUUAUCAAAAAUAGGAUUAUUCAAGUCAAAUUGAAUCAGAUUUAUUAACUAGACGUUGAAAUGUUCUAAAUAAAAAUGAUACUACAUGUUUUUAUUAAUUUUAAUAAAUUAGCCCAUAAUUAUAAGUGAAGUGAUUUUAUAAAUCCAAAUGGUUGAGUCGUGUAGUGAUUACCUUAAUUCAUGUCACUUCGAUAGCCUACAUCGAUAAUUCGCAAUCGAGUUAGGUGCGGUGGAGAUAAUACACAAGAAACAAAAUUUUUUUUACUCGCAUCGCAGUAAAUUUGGUAGGAAGUAUUAAUUUAUCAAUUAAUUAUUAGGUAAGAAUCUUAUUAUUUAGUCAAUAUCCUGAAUUAUAAAAACUACUCUUGAACUGUAUGUUGGUGUCUGGUAGUAUAAAUAUGCAGUAUUUUAGGUGCUUUGUCUAUUAGAAUCAAAUCGAGGGUUUUAUCACUUUCAACUACUGUAGAACUCAAUUUUGUAAAGAAAUUAUAAAAUAUUCACUAACCGACUGAAGCCUGCUUUUGGAUUCUUUGAAUCCAUUUUAAACUUACUGUUUGUUAUGUGUAAGUUUGUGUGUUUUUCAACAUACCAUUAGUUAACUUCCAUUCAUAAGAAAAAAAUCUAUUCAUCGUAGAGCAGCAAUUUUUUUAAUUAAUGGAUUGGAAUUCAAAGAAUUAAAGAAGUAAAGGAAAUUGUAUAGAAAUGGUUUGUGAAGCUAAUGCAAUUGAACUUCCAAAUGAAAAAAUAAUUGUUUUGUCAUUGUACAGACCCUAUAACAAUGAUGUUAGUUUUUUAACAACUUUCUAUGCUGUCUUAGUGAUAUACGAGAUUAUGUGCCAUAUAAAUGUUAUUAUAAUUUAAUAUUAUAUGCUGAUUUCAAUGUCAAUUUUAAUGUAAAUGAAACUAGUUUUAUGAACAAAUGCUAUCUAAAAGCAGUCAACACACUUGUAAUUUGAACCUGAUGCUUAUGAGAAGAAAGGCUUAUCAUUUUAUGCUAAGAGUAAGUUAAUAUUUACUCAUUAAAUUAUAGUUAUAACCAAGAAUAGAUCAUUUGUAACAGUAGCAAAUUCAUUAAAUAUAACAAACUAAGAUCCAAGCUUACUGAAUAUUGUAAAUUAAUAUAAACAGUAAAGGAAUUGUAAGAAAUAUCAUAAUUAAAAUCCGUCGAUGAAAUAACAUCUCCUAAUUAACCUGAUUUCCUUCUUAAAUAAUGUAAUACAUUCAAUUCUGUUAGUGACUUCUGGAAGUUUAUUAAAUAGUCGCAAUCCGGCAUAAAAAGGAGUAUUUUCAAAAUUUAAUGUAGAGUUUCUGUGUAUGGGUUGGCUAUUAAAUUUCUUUUCCUGAUAUUAUACUGGUGAUUCUCUGCACUAAACUGAAAUUUAUGUGAGACAACAAAAUAUAUUAGUAAGUUACCGUACCUAAUUGAUGAAUGUUGAUAGAAGGCAGUGUCAUGAUUUUUUGAAACAUGCUUUACAAGAGUCUCGCGCUUAAAGCCAAAUAUUAUUACUUUCGAACUCUUUUUUGGAUUAAAAACACUUUGUGGGCUAUCUGGGGAGUUUCCCCAGAAAAUUGUACCAUAGCAAAAAUGAGAGUACACAUAGGCAUAGUAUACCUAUGUAUAGAAUAUUUUUUCUCUAGAAAUAGAAUACCUAGUUUUUAUAUAGUAGUUUUUAAUAGUUUAUAGAAUAGUUUAAGAAAGUUUUUCUUUCCUGUAAAUGGGAUAGUGUUAAUACGACCUAUUCAAUCUGUUAGCAAUGAACUUACUAUAAAAAAACUUAAUCUAUAAAUUGAGCUUACUAAAAGAGAAAUCUUUAAGUAAAAUGGUCUAUCUUGCAUACGCCCAAUCAGUUUUUCAGUAUGGAAUUAGGGUCUGGGGUGGUGCUUUUAAUGCUCAUUUCAAUAAACUAAAUAUUAUUCAAAAGAGUAUCCUCAAGGCAGCACUAGGAGUGCAUAGAAGGUACCCUAGCCAGCAACUUUUUAUGGAGUUCGGAGUUCUGUCAGUUAGGCAACUGUAUAUCAGAAAUCUUGUUAAAUAUAUCAGCAACCAUAUACAUCUUUUUACACCUCAUUCAACUAAUUAUAGUUUUAGAUCAGUAAAUAGAUGCUUUGUUCCUCGAACAGAUCUAACUAUAUGCAGAAGACAAUUCAACUAUACAACAAAAAAGCUUAUUAAUUUUAUGCCAGAACAUUUCAUUGCAAGAAAACCUACAAAAGCACUUAAAUUAAAAAUUGAAAGCUGGAUAAAGACAGAAGAUAUCAUACUUAAAAUAUUUUAAU
Molecule: messenger RNA, 5551 nt
Organism: Nilaparvata lugens (brown planthopper)
Lineage: Eukaryota; Metazoa; Arthropoda; Insecta; Hemiptera; Delphacidae
Exons: 3
Coding region: 125-2719 (864 amino acids)
Molecular function (GO): zinc ion binding
Source: RefSeq, a predicted model, not a curated record